Molecule: messenger RNA, 699 nt
Organism: Daucus carota subsp. sativus
Lineage: Eukaryota; Viridiplantae; Streptophyta; Magnoliopsida; Apiales; Apiaceae
Product: heavy metal-associated isoprenylated plant protein 7
Exons: 4
Coding region: 1-699 (232 amino acids)
Molecular function (GO): metal ion binding
Source: RefSeq, a predicted model, not a curated record
AUGACGGAGAAAAAUAUAGAAGGCAAAGAUAGCGUCCCUAAGAGUGAUAUUGUGUUGGGAGUUCUCAUACACUGCCAAGGAUGCGCACGUUCAAUCUGCAGCUCCUUGCGUGGAUUUGAAGGUGUGGAAGAAAUUGAAAUAGACUCGAAAAAUCAUCAGGUGACGGUGAAGGGGGCGAGAGCUGAUCCGAUCAAAGUUGUAGAGAGGGUUCGGAAGAAGUGUGGUAAGCAUGUGGAGCUUAUGACUCCAGUGUUGUCAGAAGAGAAGAAAGAAGAGAUUAAGGAAGAGCAAAAACAGGAGCCAAGAUUGGUUGAAAUAACUCUGAAAGUGAAUCUGCACUGCCCUGGCUGCGCCACGGAUGUGAAGCAAACCAUCCACAAAUUACAAGGAGUGGUGACAGUGGAAACGUAUCUGAAAGACUCGAUAGUGAAGGUGACAGGAAGCAUGGAACCGGAGAAGAUAGUGGACUUGGUGAAGAAAAGGGAAGGAAAGCAGGCAGUGAUUGUGAAACAGGAGAAGAAAGGAGGCAGUGGAAAGAAGGAUGAUCGGAAAAAGAAUCAGACGACGGGAGGAGAGUAUCAGAAAGGGGGGAGAAGGGAAAAGGAGUCGUCUUCCAUUUACGCAAAUUAUCCCUCACACCUUGUUUAUGCCCCUCAGAUUUUCAGUGAUGAAAAUCCUAAUGCUUGCUCCAUUAUGUAA